CGUUAAAUUAUUUAUUACACUAUAUACCUUUUUAUGGUUGCUUAAGAAUGUAUGACAAACGGACAAUAAUUAUCCUAGUCCUGCUAUUGGCUGGAAUAGAAGGUCUUUCAUUGGAAAAGAGUCCCGAUCUUUCCGAAGUAAACUGUGGAUAUGAGUCCUGCACACCGACCAAGGAAGGAUAUACUAAUAUUCAUAUUGUAGCACACUCACACGAUGACGUUGGUUGGUUAAAAACAGUUGAUCAAUAUUAUUAUGGAAGUAACCCGAAUAUUCAAAAGGCUGGUGUCCAGUAUAUCAUCGAAACAGUAAUGGAUUCCUUGAGGAAAAAUUCGGAUAGAAAGUUUAUCUAUGUGGAAACUGCAUUUUUCUGGAAAUGGUGGAUUAAACAAAAUGACAGAAUAAAACAAGAAGUCAUAAAUUAUGUAAAUAAUGGGCAACUGGAAUUUAUAGGUGGAGGAUGGAGUAUGAACGAUGAAGCUGCUACACAUUAUCAUUCUAUUAUCGACCAAAUGACUUGGGGUUUGAGGAGACUUAAUGACACUUUUGGUGCAUGCGGGAGACCCAAAAUCGGAUGGCAAAUUGAUCCAUUCGGUCACAGCAAAGAAAUGGCUAAUAUUUUUGCCCAGCUGGGUUUUGAUGGUUACAUUUUAGCCAGAAUCGAUUAUCAAGACAAGGAAUACAGGUGGGAAACUAAGACACCAGAAGUGGUUUGGAGAGGGAGCAAAAGUUUAGGACAAUCCAGCGAUAUCUUCACUAGUGUUUUAUACAAUGAAUAUGGACCUCCUUCAGGAUUCUGUUUCGACAUUCUGUGUAGUGACAUACCGUUUAUCGACGAUCCAGACAGCUACGAAUACAACGUAGAUGAUAGGGUUGAUGCAUUUCUUGAAUACGUUAAUGGUAUUCCUCAAAUUUACACUACAAGCAACUUCUUAAUGACCAUGGGUGGCGACUUCAAUUACCAAGACGCAGAAGCUUGGUUCAUCAAUUUGGACAAACUUAUCUAUCAUGUAAACAAACGCCAAGAGAGCGGAUCAAAAUUCAAUUUAAUGUAUUCUACUCCAUCUUGUUACGUAAAAGCUGUAAACAACGAGACUCAAGACAAAGACUGGGUUUUAAAAGAUGACGAUUUUUUUCCAUAUGCCUCAGACGAGCACUCAUAUUGGACGGGAUAUUUUACCUCUAGGCCAGCUCUGAAAAGAUUUGAAAGACUUGGCAAUAAUUUUCUUCAAGUUUGUAAACAACUUUCUGUGUUAGCAAACUUGGGUGAGAGCACAAGUUUAGACAAUUUGAGAGAAAUAAUGGGUGUGCUGCAACAUCACGAUGCCGUGUCUGGAACAGAACAACAACACGUUGCCAAGGAUUAUGCUAGACAAUUGCACCACGCAAUAGAUGGAUGUGAAAAUAUAACAAAUACUGCUUUAAAUAAAUUAUUCAAUAAUGGAAGUUCAAAUUCAGAAAAAGAAUAUGGCAAUUCAGUUCCAUUAAAGACUUGUCUAUUAGCAAACAUAAGUCAGUGUGCUACAACAGAAAAUGCAGAAAACUUCGUAGUUACCAUUUAUAAUCCUUUAAGUAAAUCAGUAGAUAAGUUAGUAAGGUUACCCGUAAAUGGAGAAGGCUAUAAUGUAACAGAUAAAGAAGGGAAUUCAUAUGCUAACGACCUUUUACCAAUUCCCGAUUUUGUGAAAAAUAUUCCUGGCAGAGAUAGCAGUGCUACUCACGAUCUCUAUUUUGUGGCAAAAAAUGUACCUGCACUUGGAUGGAAAUCGUUUAUAAUUUCCCUAGACAAUUCUUCAAGUUUUAAACCUGUACACUCCACUAAAAUUUCUGGUUCUCUAAAAGUUGACGGUUCUAGCGCAUCAUUUGUUAUUAAUGAAGAAACAGGACUGGUAGAGAAAGUAUCUUUAAAUAAUUUGUCAGUCACGCUAGAUCAAAACUUUUACUAUUACCAAGGCUUCGUUGGAGGUAAUGGUGAUCCUGAGAGAAGAUCGUCAGGAGCUUACGUAUUUAGGCCUGACGGAAAUAUUAUUAAAACUAAUGAUACGGCUGAAGUUACUUUAUUAGAAGGUGCUCUUGUAUCAGAAGCAAGACAGACAUUUAAUGAGUACAUUAGCCAAACUGUUAGAGUCAACAAAAUUGAAAACUAUAUCGAGUUUGAUUGGGUUGUUGGGCCGCUACCUACCGACGGUUCCAAAGGAGUGGAGGUAGUAACAAAGUAUUCAACCAAGUUAUCAACAAAUUCUGCAUUUUACACUGAUUCAAAUGGAAAAGAAAUGCUGAAACGAGUGAGAGAUUACAGACCUACAUGGGAAGUGGAUAAUUCAGAACUAGCGUCUGGUAAUUAUUACCCAAUACCAUCGAAAAUAGCUAUAAGAGAUGAAGAGCAAGGGAUAGAGGUUGCAGUACUAAAUGACAGAGCUCAAGGUGGAACCAGCUUGCAUAAUGGAGAAAUUGAAAUAAUGAUUCAUCGACUCUGUCAUCACGAUGACGGUUUUGGUGUUUCCGAAUCUCUAAACGAGAAAGCUUUCGAGAAAGGAUUAGUAGUCAGAGGUUCCCAUUUUCUAACUGUUGGCAACUUGAGCGAUGAAAAUGGUAACUCGAUUUCUGCAAUAACAAAAGAUAUUGCACAAAAGAAACUAUUGGACAGUUGGACUUUUAUUACACCCCUUCAAGAUAAUGUGGAUGAGUACAAAUCCAAAUAUAUUAUGGAGUACUCUGGAUUGCGUAGUGCUUUGCCUAAAAAUGUUCAAAUACUCACCUUGGAACCCUGGAAAGAUUCUAGUUUACUUCUUAGGUUAGAACACUUAUUUGAUUAUGACGAAGACUCUAUUCUAUCUCAACCAGCUUUAGUUAACUUAACAGAUUUGUUUACUGGCUUCGAAAUUUUAUCUUUAGAAGAAACAACAUUAGGUGCAAACCAAUGGCUGAGAGAUAGCAACAGAUUAAAAUUUAAAACAAACAGCACAUUGGAACAACUCGUAUAUGAAGAUUAUAAUACUAAUAUAGAGUAUGCAAAUGUAGUCAAGAACGCCUGGAUGGAAAGGUCAAAAAUCACACCACAGUCAAUAUUACAAGAUAAUUUGGACGAUCUUCAAAUAACUUUGAAUCCUAGUGAUAUUCGUACUUUCAUUAUUGGUAUUAGAAGAUUUUGAAUUAUGUAUAAUGGCAUAAAAUUAUAAAUGCAUAUUAGAAAUUCA
Messenger RNA from Sitophilus oryzae (rice weevil), 3194 nucleotides. Its product is annotated as lysosomal alpha-mannosidase-like. Lineage: Eukaryota; Metazoa; Arthropoda; Insecta; Coleoptera; Curculionidae. The transcript is spliced from 18 exons. Gene Ontology annotation, cellular component: lysosome. Gene Ontology annotation, biological process: mannose metabolic process. Bases 48 to 3149 code for a protein of 1033 amino acids. Gene Ontology annotation, molecular function: carbohydrate binding; alpha-mannosidase activity. The record is from RefSeq and is a predicted model, not a curated record.